Molecule: messenger RNA, 1801 nt
Organism: Plectropomus leopardus (leopard coralgrouper)
Lineage: Eukaryota; Metazoa; Chordata; Actinopteri; Perciformes; Serranidae
Gene: ube2na
Product: ubiquitin-conjugating enzyme E2Na
Source: RefSeq, a predicted model, not a curated record
GAAGUCGUGUGUAUGCUGUCAAUGCCAGCGACAGAGAGGAGAGACCGAGAGCUAAAAUAAAAACCCCGCAUUUACGACAAGAUGGCAGGACUGCCCCGCAGGAUCCUUAAGGAAACUCAGCGCUUGCUCGCAGAGCCUGUCCCAGGCAUCAAGGCAGAGCCAGAUGAAGGCAACGCCCGCUACUUUCAUGUGGUCAUUGCUGGACCUCAGGACUCACCUUUUGAAGGCGGCACAUUUAAACUUGAGCUCUUUUUACCUGAAGAAUAUCCCAUGGCAGCUCCUAAAGUACGCUUCAUGACCAAAAUAUAUCAUCCCAAUGUAGACAAGCUGGGAAGAAUAUGUCUUGACAUUUUGAAAGAUAAAUGGUCACCAGCUCUGCAGAUUCGCACAGUGCUGCUAUCAAUCCAGGCGUUACUAAGCGCACCCAACCCUGAUGAUCCCCUAGCAAAUGAUGUUGCAGAAAAGUGGAAGUCCAAUGAAGCUGAAGCCAUAGAAACAGCCAAGACAUGGACCAGUCUUUAUGCUAGAAGCAAUGUGUAGAACAGCCCAACAAGUGAAGAUACAAGUGGAAAUCAAGUGUGAACACAACUCCUCAUGUUCUGCCAAGACCUCUUCCUACUUCAUUUGCAUUUAAAGGACACAGUCUUAAAUAUAUACAUAUAUAUUAUAAAAUAAACGUGAAAAUAUUGUAAAGGAAAAAAAAAACAACUGCUGACAAUUGGUGAUUUAAAUGCACACUAGUAAUGAAAUGACUCGUCUUUGUCCUAACUCACUACUGUUCAAAUGCAUGGGCAGAGGUUUUAGAUCUACUCACCUGGCUUAUUUGUCCAUGAUUUUGGGAAGCUUUUGCCAACUGCUGCUUUAACUAGCACAUUUUCGGGGAGCGGGGUGGGGGGUCAUAUGUCCCACAUGUUGGGUUGGGGGAGUGGGUUUGGAGGUCCUGGCGCAGUGUAAUGGGUGGGGAGGAAAUACUAGCUGAAAGAUGUGGUCAAUGUUGUAUUCUUUUUACAUUUCUUUUAACUUUGUUUUCUUGUGUCGCUGUUUGUUUAUUAAAAGCAGCUAACUACUACUAGCCCACUAUAUGUAGACACUCACCUGGAGGCCGCCCAAGUUUCAUGCUGUGUAGAUGGCCCCUGAAGGAUGCAUUAACUAUCGCAGCCCCGCUUCUUCAUUAAGUCACAUCUGGCUGCAUUAAAAACAAAACAGUAGGAUUGAAAACCAAACUGAGCCUGCCAUUGUCUCAUUAACUUUUUCAAUCGCUCUCAGUGUAAACUGUAGGCUUGUGGAUGCCGUUGGAGAGUGUAGAAGGUAGGAUGGACGUUGUGGACCUUUCCUUAGUUUUAGCAUGUAUGUUUUAUUACCAUAUCCAGUCUUUUAUAUGUGAAUCUUUCUUGCUAUUACUAACUACUAUGCUUUUUCCCCCCGUAUGUCCUCACAGUCUAAUGCUUCAAGACUCAGUGGUUUACUUCUUCCAAUGGCAUUUAUUUCACAAAGCAUUGGUUACAUUUGAGCUGUCAGAUUUGUGAUGAUGAGAGUAGUAGUGAAUAGGAUGGGGUGGGGUUGGGUGAGAGGAGGUGCUGGGUUGUUAUAGGAUCAAACCCCAGAAGAUCAAUGGAGGCUGUGACUCCCCGCUGUUGUGAUUGGUCUUUGGCUGAAAAGUCUGUAUUCAAUUCACCUGUUUGUAAAUUCAUUUCUUUCUAUUAAUCUGGGGAGGAAGGGUUUUUCCUGCUCUCAGAAUGCUACGAAACAGUCCACCUGCAUACUUCUGUGUUCUGUAAAUAAAAAUCUGUUGAUUAAUAAA